CGAAUAGUUUACUGUCCGCGACCUAGAGACGUUGGCUCGUGAUUCAAGUGCCAGAGUUCCAUAUUUAAAACGUAAUAUGGGUGGCGUCAUGAGCUGAGCACUUAAACAUUCUGCCAAGAAUAUUCCUAUGUUAUUUAUCAACUGAUGACAAACCAAGUUGUCUUAAAAUAUGAAAAGUUAGAAAAAAUUGGAGAAGGAACAUACGGAAAAGUCUACAAGGCGAGAAAUCGAGAAACACAUGAAGUUGUUGCACUUAAACGUGUUAGAUUAGAAAAUGAUGAUGAAGGUAUUCCUAGUUCAGCGUUUCGAGAAAUAUGUCUUUUAAAGGAAUUAAAGCACAAAAAUAUUGUCAGGCUAUUUGACGUUUUGCUCAGUGAUUCAAGGCUAACAAUCGUUUUUGAAUAUUGUGAUCAGGAUUUGAAAAAGUAUUUUGACAGCUGUAAUGGGGAAAUAGAUCAGAACACUGUAAAGCUUUUUAUGUUCCAACUAUUGCGUGGUUUACAGUUCUGUCACAGUCAUAAUGUUUUACAUCGGGAUUUGAAACCGCAAAAUCUUUUAAUCAAUGAUAAUGGAGAAUUAAAGUUGGCCGAUUUUGGUUUAGCUCGCGCUUAUGGCAUACCUGUACGACAGUAUUCAGCAGAGGUUGUUACACUCUGGUAUCGACCACCGGAUGUUCUUCUUGGCGCUAAACUCUAUACCACUUCAAUUGAUAUGUGGUCAGCUGGGUGUAUUUUUGCUGAAAUGUCUAAUGCUGGAAGAACUCUUUUCCCUGGCUAUGAUGUUGAAGAUCAAUUGCAGAGAAUUUUCAAACUGUUAGGCACUCCAACUGAAUCGACAUGGCCAUCUGUUGUUGAACUACCAGACUAUGAAUAUAUUGUUGUUCUGUAAGUAGUACUGAUUAUAAUGACAUUUCUGUGACAUAUUUUAAUGUCCAUAUAUAUUUCCUUCAAUAGCUAAAGGUAAUUCACUCAUGCAAGAAGGAGUGGAUGUAAACAAUUUAUUUGAAGUUAAAUAACGUCUUAUUUAACGGUCAUGCAGAGUGCCUUGAUUGGCGCAAUAUACUUUCUAGACACUGUCUUCACGACCUGACAUUGCCAUAGUAACUCUUGAUCGGUAGAGUCAAAUGCCACCUUCAGGUUAAGAAUUAUAUAGAUGGUGUUAGACGUGGGUAUAUGUGUAUUCUAGAACCUGUUCAAAAAUAAGGAUUUGAUCAAAUCAGUGCACCCUCAUCUGGACAUGAAGCAUGCCUGGUUUUCAUCUGUUGGUUUCUCUCGAGUCCUACUUAGUCAUUCCUGGGUUAUGGAACCCAAGAUAUUGGAUACUAUAUUUGUGAAGCUGACUCCCUUGUGAUUAUCACUGGGAGAUUCGUCUUUUUUCUUUUAAACUGAGAUAAUCAACGGUCUACAUUAGUUCGACGGAACUAUUCUGAGUUCUCAUAUACUAGGUAAUGCCUAAGUUAAUCUAGUCAAUAAUUCAUCACCGUCAUCCUUAAACACCUCUGUGGUCAUAUCAUCGGAUCCUACAGUUUUGGCUGAAUUUAAAUCGAAGACAGCUUUUGCAACCUUAGUUACAGUCGGAGGGGGGGGGUGUGACAUCUAAGUCCUACUCAUGCUUUGGAUGGACGGAGUACAGGUAUAGGCUCCUUAAAUUAUUAUUCUGCUUAAGGUUGGAGCUGUCUUUUCUAUGAGGCCGUUGAAUUUUCAUCCCUUUUGGAAAUCAUAUCACUUACCGUAUGUUUUUUACAUCUCGUCUCCUUGACAAGCUCAAACACUUAAUGGGUAUUAACUGCCCACUGCUGGUGCCUUUUCCAUUUCCUUCGCUGCUAUCACUUCCCACUGCUUGUAGUCGUUGUGAAGACGUUCAGCCGGUGUGUGUUUAAAUAACGUUCGCUCCUCAAAGUUUGCCCAGAUCAAUUAGCCCGCAUCAAUAAUUCCAAGUGAAACUGUGAAAAUACACCGACAUUUACUCAAUUUCGGUCUCAGGAUACCAACAACCUUUAAAAAUUUUCCCUCAGCAGAUUAGAUUUUGUCCUCAGCGUCUCCCGAAUAGUCAUUGCUGUCGCACACAUACAUGAGUUUAGUUAUCUCCUUCCUCAAUAUAGACCCCAUGUUCUCAUCAGAAAGCUGAACAUGUAAGGGCUUUGUAGCUACUAUUAUUCUAUAUCCCUUCAAUUGCAAGCAUUCAAACUCACGAAUUGAUGUAUGAUCAGAGUCGAUAUAGGCCUUCUAGAAAGAACAAUAAUCUUCUGCCUAGUCUCUCCAUUGAUAACUUGUACCUAAUUGGUCUUUAUGUAUCUAUUGCUGGCUUGUUAUCGGGGGUUACUUGGUGUGACAGUAUCUAUCCUUAUAUUUGAAAUUACUGUUCAAGAACAGGUGCUUAUUUAGAUGAAACUGCAAUCGACAUAGACAAUUUCAAUAUAGUAUAAGUGUGACUUUAUUCAUAGAACACUACACCAAAAUGACAUUUUUUUUUACUGUAACUGCUAUCCGUUCAAAUUUCCUGGUAUGUUUACAACAGCACGGAUGUUUUCUCAAAUGGUGCAACUUGUCGGGGGAGCAGAUGUGGGGGAGGGGAGGUGAUUGAUAAAGCUAAAAGACACGAUAAAUUAAUAGGCAUCAACAAAUAAUUUCUCUCUUGUAUACUGAGAUCACUGAAUGAGUUAAUGAGUUCAGACAACAACAGUCUGGUUAAUUUUCAACACUUACUGUAUUAACUAACUAUUUUGGUGUUAUAUAAUUUCGAAGACUUACUGGCGAAAACCAACAAGUUGUCAGAAGAAGAAGCAGCAAAGAUAGGACUUCAAAGGAACAUAGAGAAGACAGAGGUGAAGAAGAUAACCAACCAACAAAAACAAACACCAAUCAUAAUCGAUGGUGGCAUAGCGGUUAGGACGCUCGCCAACCAUGAACAUGAUCCGGGGUUCGAUCCCCGGCCACCAACGCACUCCUUUACCUCGCUAAGCCAGAAAUAAUGCUGAUAAAGAGGAAAGGUUGGGCAUGGGGCUAGCAACCCCAUCUUGUAAAAAUAAACACUGCUACAGAAACUUCAAGCCACUAGCUUGAAGCCCUAUGUUCCACUGGGGAACUCGAAGGAAAAAAAAUCAUCAUCGAGGGAAGAAAUUCGUAGGAAGAUACUUCCUUCACUAAUCUAGACAGCAUUGUUAUAACUACAGGCAACACGGAUGAAGAUGUCAAAACCAGAAUUGGAAAGGCAAGACCUACGUUUAACACUCUGAAAUCAGUUUGGGAAAUUUGCUGCAAUCAGCAUAAAGAACAAUGUUCAGGUUUUUUUUUUUACUAAUAUCGAUUCAGUCCUUCUAUAUGGUUCAAAAACUUGACAUGAACGUCACCAAAAGUAUUUUCAACAGCCCACUGCAGAUCUUUAUCAACAGCUGUCUUAUCUCCAUAGUGAAGAUCAGAUGGCCGGUCGGAAUAAAUUGGCAACAAGAAACUUUGCGAACGAACUAAUGACGAAUCUAUUGCUCGACAAAUAUGUAGGAGAAAAUGAGGAUGGAUCGAUUAAAUACACACUGAGCAGAUCGUUGAGUUACAUCGUGCGCCAGGCCAUCACUCAAGUGGAACCUGAGUGGAAGACAAUGAAUUGGGCGGCCAAGUGUGAUAUGGAGGUGACCGUAUGAGGAGGAGAUGGAAGCUUACGGGUAAUCGUAGAGCCGGCCGAAGAGGACUCCAGAGAACAGGAUAAAGUGGUGUGCUGUCGAAGUCCUAUAUUGUACUCGAAGCCCAAGGGAGUGAUAGUAAUAACAGAAAAAAAUAAGCCCAAUGAAUUAUUAGUAGUAUAUGACUUCAGGUUAACAACAUAUACUGUAAUUUUUGUUUAAUUUAAAAAGUUGUAUUUUAGUAAUUGUUAAUUGUCUCUUGCAUUCGUUUGUCAUAUAUUUUUCGGUACUGUGUGCAUGCAUGCGUUUAUUUUACUAGCCAUUUACUGUAAUAUAUCCUCGG
Messenger RNA from Trichobilharzia regenti, 3959 nucleotides. NCBI's taxonomy places the organism in Eukaryota, Metazoa, Platyhelminthes, Trematoda, Strigeidida, Schistosomatidae. The record is from the annotation of a GenBank genome assembly.